CUGGCGGGCAUAUAGGACUUUCACCAUAAAAAGACACAAGGAUAGAGCGACGUCCUGGUUAAGAAUCACGGCCGCCGCCAAUGGCGGCUUUUGAUGCAGCACCGGAAGUUCGGCCUCGUCUGUCACUCUAGCCUUAUCUCUCUCCCUUCUCUGUGGGUCGCGGAGGGGAAGGUUGCAAACGGGGCGGUGGAGCUAGCCGACUGUUGGAGGCGGGGUGGCGGGAGCGCAGCGGAGAGACAGCUUGAGCAGGCCGCGGCUUCCCCCUCCCUCCUCCACUUCCUUUCCUCCCCCCCCCGUGCCCUGAUGUGAGCGGGGCUCGGAUUGCGAGGCCCAGUGGGAGAAGGAGCAGGGCGAUGAAGAAGGACGUGAGGAUCCUGCUGGUGGGAGAACCCAGAGUUGGGAAGACGUCUCUUAUUAUGUCUCUUGUCAGUGAAGAAUUUCCUGAAGAGGUUCCUCCACGAGCAGAAGAAAUCACCAUUCCAGCUGAUGUUACCCCAGAGAGAGUGCCAACCCAUAUAGUGGACUAUUCAGAAUCUGAGCAAAGUGAUGAACAGCUCCAUCAUGAAAUAUUGCAAGCAAAUGUAAUUUGCAUAGUGUAUGCAGUUAACAACAAGAGUUCAAUUGAUAAGGUAACAAGCCGAUGGAUUCCACUCAUCAAUGAAAGAACAGACAAAGAUAGCAGGCUGCCUCUUAUACUGGUUGGGAACAAAUCGGAUCUGGUUGAAUACAGUAGUAUGGAAACGAUCCUUCCCAUCAUGAACCAAUAUACAGAGAUAGAAACUUGUGUAGAGUGCUCAGCCAAGAACUUGAAGAAUAUAUCUGAACUAUUUUACUACGCUCAGAAAGCUGUUCUACAUCCUACAGGGCCCCUCUAUUGUCCAGAGGAAAAAGAGAUGAAACCUGCCUGUAUAAAAGCACUAACUCGGAUCUUCAGAAUUUCAGAUCAGGAUAAUGAUGGCACCCUUAACGAUGCAGAACUCAACUUCUUUCAGCGAAUUUGUUUCAACACACCAUUGGCACCUCAAGCACUGGAAGAUGUAAAGAAUGUAGUCCGGAAAAAUCUAAGUGAUGGCGUUGCAGAUAAUGGAUUAACAUUAAAGGGCUUUCUUUUUCUACACACACUUUUUAUUCAGCGAGGGAGACAUGAAACAACGUGGACAGUAUUGCGACGUUUUGGAUAUGAUGAUGACCUAGAGCUUACGCCGGAGUAUUUGUUUCCUUUGUUAAAAAUACCUUCUGACUGCACAACAGAGUUGAAUCACCAUGCAUAUUUGUUUCUACAAAGCAUUUUUGAUAAGCAUGAUUUGGACCGAGAUUGUGCUUUAUCUCCUGAGGAACUCAAGGAUUUGUUCAAAAUCUUCCCUUAUAUGCCAUGGGGACCAGAUGUCAACAAUACUGUUUGUACAAAUGAAAGGGGAUGGAUAACAUACCAAGGAUUUCUCUCUCAGUGGACGCUAACUACUUACUUGGAUGUACAGCGCUGCCUUGAGUAUUUGGGCUAUUUAGGAUAUUCUAUAUUGACCGAACAGGAAUCCCAGGCAUCAGCGAUUACAGUAACUAGAGAUAAAAAGAUUGACUUGCAGAAAAAACAGACUCAAAGGAACGUGUUCAGGUGCAAUCUAAUUGGAUUGAAAGGCUCUGGGAAAAGUGGAGUCCUCCAGGCACUGCUUGGAAGAAACCUCAUGAGACAGAAACAUAUACGUCCAGAUCACAAAUCUUAUUAUGCAAUUAAUACAGUUUAUGUGUAUGGACAAGAAAAAUACUUAUUGUUGCAUAAUGUUUGCGAAUCUGACUUCUUAUGUGAUGCUGAAAUCAUGUGUGAUGCUGUGUGCCUAGUGUAUGAUGUCAGCAAUCCCAAAUCCUUUGAAUACUGUGCCAGGAUUUUUAAGCAACACUUCAUGGAUAGCAGGAUACCUUGCUUAGUGAUCGCUGCCAAGUCAGACCUUCAUGAAGUAAGGCAAGAGUAUAGCAUUUCCCCAGCUGACUUCUGCAAAAAACACAAAAUGCCUCCACCACAAGCCUUUUCUUGUAACACUGUUGAUGUACCGAGUAAGGACAUCUUUGUUAAGUUGACAACGAUGGCCAUGUAUCCCCAUGCCCGGUUACGCUGUAUGUGCACCUGCAACAGGUGUACAUUUUGCAUCUGUCAGAACCUCCUCAACUCAGACUUGCUGCAAUCUGUAAAGAACAAACUCUUCACUGCAGUUCUUAACAGGUUAAGAGCCCUUGUAGAUGAGUUGGGUGCCAUGCUGUUAUCAGACGAGGAGAGCGGUAUUGUUCACCAGGUGCACGCCGUCAGCUCUUUAGAGAAUUCCAUCUUCAUGGAGUCAUCCCUUGAUCCACAGUUACUUGAAGACAGGCAUGUGACACAAGCAGACCUCAAGAGCUCUACCUUUUGGCUUCGAGCAAGUUUUGGUGCUACAGUCUUUGCCGUUUUGGGCUUCGCCAUGUACAGAGCAUUACUAAAGCAGCGAUGAUCUGGAAGAAAGCACUUUCCUUGCAAGGGAGGGGUCUACCAAAAGGGAAAAACACUUUUAUGUACAUUCUAAAUCUGCUAUAAAUAUUUAUAUAUGCGAGUUACUUUAUUAUUUGUAAUUCAUGGAUAAGAUUAUUUUAAAUGAUACUUCUAAACUUGCAGUAUUGCAUAGGUAGUGGAAGAGGUUUUGCAUUACAGUGGCUAAGUAAAAAUGGCUGCAUUUGUCAAGGCCAAAGGGGAAUUAUUGUAAAUAUAAUUUAUAUAUACUAAGGCAGUGAGGCAUAAUGUCCUGAAAAGUUAUUAUAAAUAUCAUUCAUAGAUGUUUCAAAUGGAGUGAGAGAGUGUACAAUUAGAAUUUAUUUUAAGCAAUGUAGAUUCAAGUCCAGGAGCACCAUUCACUCGUUAUUUAUUUCACAAGUAUAUGAAGUUCUCUCUUUGGUCCACAGGGCUUGGGGAGGGCUGACUUUUUUUCCCUUUAGUAACUGAACUGCUCAUUUACCCACUGAUCUUAUUUCACAAGUGUUUUACCAGUGCAGCUUUAAUUGGACUUGGGUUUUUUAUUUUUAUAGCCUAUGUUAAACAGCAAAAUGUGCCACAGGUCAAGGAUGAGAGAUGUGGUUCCCUUUGAUAGAAUUAAAGCAAGUGUCAUCAACCAUUUGUCAACUUCUGACACUGUGUGCCAUUCUGUGGUUUUCUCAUUUUCCACUUUGUUGUGUUUUUUGUAGCCUUUCCAAAUCCAGUGGGCAAUCAAUUUGUAUAUUGCAACUGUUUAUAAUUCAUGAAAGUGUUUGUUUCAUCCUCACUUCUGCAAGUCAUUCUCCUAAAAGCUGUGUAUGGAGUAAAACUGAAAUAGUACACAGUGCUUUACUCUACUUGGUAGAUUAGUUGCAUGGUUUGCACUGCAUCCUAUACUUGGCUGGAAUUACCUGUAGGUGGCAUUUUUAAAACAAAAGAAGGUCAAGUAACCUUGAUAAGUGGAAAUUCCUCCUGUCAAACCUAUUUUUCCCAUCAUGGGCCUUUUCAAGUAUUUCAAUAAAUAACUGUACUGUG
Messenger RNA from Rhineura floridana, 3526 nucleotides. RefSeq names its product ras homolog family member T1 (gene RHOT1). The transcript has 21 exons. Gene Ontology annotation, molecular function: GTP binding; GTPase activity; calcium ion binding. The coding region runs from base 354 to 2477 and encodes 707 amino acids. Gene Ontology annotation, cellular component: mitochondrial outer membrane. The record is from RefSeq and is a predicted model, not a curated record. NCBI's taxonomy places the organism in Eukaryota, Metazoa, Chordata, Lepidosauria, Squamata, Rhineuridae. Gene Ontology annotation, biological process: mitochondrion transport along microtubule; regulation of mitochondrion organization; small GTPase-mediated signal transduction.